Molecule: messenger RNA, 707 nt
Organism: Protobothrops mucrosquamatus (brown spotted pit viper)
Lineage: Eukaryota; Metazoa; Chordata; Lepidosauria; Squamata; Viperidae
Gene: EDN1
Product: endothelin 1
Exons: 5
Coding region: 1-621 (206 amino acids)
Biological process (GO): regulation of vasoconstriction; vein smooth muscle contraction; regulation of systemic arterial blood pressure by endothelin
Cellular component (GO): extracellular region
Molecular function (GO): hormone activity; endothelin B receptor binding; endothelin A receptor binding
Source: RefSeq, a predicted model, not a curated record
AUGGAUUACAAGCGGAUGCUCCUUCCCCUGCUUUUCGUGAUCAGCCAGGGGGCUCAGCACGCGGAUGCCGCGGUCGAUGCCACCAAGCAGCCCGCGAGCGCCCCCUCGCCGCCGCGCAGAGUGAAGCGUUGCUCCUGUUAUUCCCUGAUGGAUAAAGAGUGCGUCUAUUUCUGCCACCUGGACAUCAUCUGGAUUAACACUCCCGAGCGGAUUGUGCCAUAUGGGCUUGGAAGCUUUUCUCGAACCAGGCGGUCCCUAAAAGAUUUAACGCUUGAGACACUUCAGCCAUCUGACAGUAGAUGCCACUGUGCUAGCCUGAAGGACAAGAAAUGCAUGAACUUUUGUCAGGCAGGAACAGAGCACAGGUCUCAGUCCACUACAGAGAAGAAAUGGAAACAUCUGCUUAAAGGGAGAGAUUGCAAAGGGCUUGGACUGAAGUGCACAUUUCAUCAACUGGCUGAAAGCAAGAAAAUGAAGAGGUUGGAUACUCUUCGAAACAGUAUCAAAGCUUCUUCCAAUAUUGCCAAGCUGGUAAGCAAGCUGCACAAACCGAAGCAGUUGAAGCAUAACCGAACAUACGAAAAACAAAACAUCUGGCAAAGUCUGAAAAUGACAUCGUAGUGGAAAGAUCACCAGUUCUAAUCCUCAAGUCAUCAAGACUUUCUGACAAAGCUUCGCUGAGACUUUGUUUUGGCUUCUUAACAUUC